This is a messenger RNA of Sycon ciliatum, 2243 nucleotides long. RefSeq lists its product as uncharacterized. The record is from RefSeq and is a predicted model, not a curated record. The coding region runs from base 426 to 1157 and encodes 243 amino acids. NCBI's taxonomy places the organism in Eukaryota, Metazoa, Porifera, Calcarea, Leucosolenida, Sycettidae. The transcript is spliced from 3 exons.
CAGUAAAAGGUUAUCAUCAACAGGUACAAAAGGAUCAUCGCUUUCUCAAACUCUCACACUGGUCCCUUCUUUUCGAUGACCCACUGACUGUCUUGUGACUAAGUCACAGUAAGUGGUAAUAGGGCGGUUAGAUCGGCGUGCUGAGAAGCCGUAGGCCCGUAGCUCUUUUUUAUUUUUAUGAUUACACAUCAAUUAAUUUACCAGAUUCUCACAAUCUCAGUGCCCAGAGGUGAUCUGCUGUCAGUGCUGAGCGAAAAAGGUGCCUCUACGGCUCUAGCUCUUGUGCAUUUUGCUGAUGAGUUCAGGGGACUACAAUAAUCACACUACACUUGUGGAGAUGGAGAGACAUAUCGAGAACUAAUCUUUGCUGAUGCUGGCUGGGGUGAAUUCAGUGAGUGGCAUGAGCCAGAGCGAUUGAAAUAAUUAUGACUUCAGCUCCUGGAAUGAUGUGUCAGAGGGACGCUGACUGUGCCUUUGGUCAGUCGUGCUGCGAGCAGAACCAGACAAUGAAGCUGUUUUCCUGCUGCCGGACAUCGUCCACACAUAACAUAUUCUGGAUUGUGAGUGUGUUCUUUGGCGUGUCAAUGCUGUUCUGCGUGCUGGCGAUUCUGAAAGAAAAGCUGCACAUCCACUUUGGCCACUCAGCAACAGGAUCGAGGUUCUGCUGCUUCCACCGGCGUCGGCGACGGCGCAGAACAACAGCGGGCAGUCCUGUGUCUCGACGGCGACAUGUCAGUGUCCGCGUCAACACUGGGUCAGUUUCGUCAUCACACGCCCCGUCGACGGUGAGGCGAUCAACUUCGGCGGAGACUAGUGUCCUGUGCGAAGCCGGCCCACCGCCCUACUCUGAUAUACCACCUCCCACGUAUGAUGCUCCAGGUCCCGUUGUUGCGUACUCGCAAUCAGUAGUAACAGUGGCAGCUGAGUUACCUCUUGAAGAACCACCCAAGUAUUCCGAGCAAGACACACCUCUAGAUGCUCCCCCCAGUUACUACGCACUCCAGUCGACCGAACAAUGCGCUAGCACUCCCGAUGUUAUUGAUACUGGCAGUGAGUUGCAUGGUAGGCCUGUAUCUCUGACCGAUACUGCUGGCCCUUCAACAGCAGGUACUGUUGAAUCCAGCCAUUCGACACUGGAAGCGGCAACACCACUGUAGUGUCUAUAUUGCUUCACAUCAUUGUACUGAUGACAGACCAGGCCAGCGUACACUGGUCACAAGAAAGCGUCUUGUGAAGCUUCUUCUUGCAUUGGCUGCUGCUGCUGCUAGUUGUGCUGGCGGUGUUUCAGUGUAGUGGAUAGUCCAGCCUUGCAGCAGGAGCUCCUGACGGAUAACAGUGUGUACUAGCUAGUUCUUUGCACUUCAGUCAACUACCCAACGCAAUAUACCAGUAACUUACUGGAUCGACUUUUCAAGGCCAGGAGGGAAUGACAUGUCUCCUGCGCACCCUCUCAACUAGGAUGAGGGAAUGCCAUCUCUCCCACACACCCUCUCAACUAGGCCAGGAGGGAAUGCCAUCUCUCCCACACACCCUCUCAACUAGGCCAGGAGGGAAUGCCAUCUCUCCCACACACCCUCUCAACUAGGCCAGGAGGGAAUGCCAUCUCUCCCACACACCCUCUCAACUAGGCCAGGAGGGAAUGCCAUCUCUCCCACACACCCUCUCAACUAGGCCAGGAGGGAAUGCCAUCUCUCCCACACACCCUCUCAACUAGGAUGACUAGCUGUGUUGCUGCUGGUCAACAAGCACACAUAGAUAUAACCUCAUGGUCACUUGAACCUCUGUUCCCCCGUUCGUAUAACGUCACGAUCACUUGAACCUCUGUCCCCCGUUUUUAGUAUUACUAGUGUUGUGAAUGAACUAGUUGACAUACUCUUUUUUCCUUUCACACUGCAUGGAACCUCCUGACGUAUUUUAGAAAAGAAGUUCAUCGUCUGUGCUGCUGCUCAUUCGGCAAAUCAUAGCAAACAUGAUGACUAACUUGUUUUGAUGCUGGCAAUCUCUGGUAGUUAUUUUUCUCAUGGACAUCUCCAAUUACACUCCCACAAUCAUGCUGUUUGAGUACUUUUUGACUUGAUAUAUGUUUUACCUCACUUUAUUCACUUCAUUCAUAUGGAUUUUAUUCUCUAGGAAGGCCUCUGUGCUGAUGCUUAUUUGCUGUUCACCCGCCGGUCACUCCGUGCUCCUCCCCAUGGCCAACAUGCUUUUACGAAUCAAUGAUUCAUGUCGGGGUAUUACAGUCA